Molecule: messenger RNA, 1678 nt
Organism: Aspergillus wentii DTO 134E9
Lineage: Eukaryota; Fungi; Ascomycota; Eurotiomycetes; Eurotiales; Aspergillaceae
Exons: 9
Coding region: 288-1436 (382 amino acids)
Cellular component (GO): mitochondrion
Molecular function (GO): protein-containing complex binding
Source: RefSeq, a predicted model, not a curated record
AAAAUAGUCAAAUAACCACCACCGCAUCAAAAAUAAGAACGAUCCAAAGCGUGCGGCUGAAAAAGUGACAACAUAAGGCCGGUGUGUGCUGUCCGAAUCGGGACUAGCGCAGCAAGUCCCGUGCUGCAGUUCCAUUCGGAUUCUGGAGAGCGACUUCGAAACCGCCCAGCAUCAAGCACAAGACCUGCUGAGCUUUCGGGUUUCCCCCACAUCUUUAACUGCCUUUCGCAACACCGAUCCGGACGCAAUUCGGCGGUCUCGUUUGUCUCACGAGCUGAAAGGAGACCAUGCAGAAGAGCCGGGCCAUCAAUUCCGCCCUGGGGUCAAGGGCGUUCGUCCCCGCCCCCAAGGUUCAAUUCCAGGUGCAACGCCGCUCUCUUCAGGAUGUUGCGAUCACUAGAACCGGAAAGCCGAUUCUGAAGGUCCAGGGUGGACGGUCGUCUCUUGGAGGUCAUACUGCAACCGUUUUCGGUGCCACUGGCUUCCUGGGCCGAUACAUUGUCAACAAGCUUGCCUCGCAGGGAUGCACAGUCGUUGUCCCCUACCGUGAGGAGAUGGCCAAGAGACAUCUCAAGCCUACAGGUGACCUUGGAAGAGUCAACUUUCUGGAAUAUGACCUGCGAAACACCCAGUCGAUCGAGGAAAGUGUCCGUCACUCCGAUGUCGUCUACAAUCUUGUUGGCCGUCAAUAUCCCACAAAGAACUUCUCCUACACGGACGUCCAUGUCGACGGUACGGAGCGCAUUGCUGAGGCCGUCGCCAAGUACGACGUUGACCGAUUCAUCCACGUCUCUUCGUACAACGCCAACAGAAAUUCCCCCUCCGAGUACUUCUCGACUAAGGGAUGGGGAGAGGAAGUUGUUCGCUCUAUCUACCCCGAGACUACCAUUGUCCGACCUGCUCCUAUGUUUGGUUUCGAGGACAACCUCCUUCACAAGCUUGCCGGUGUUACAAACCUCCUGACCUCCAACCACAUGCAGGAGCGCUUCUGGCCCGUCCACGCUAUCGACGUUGGUGCUGCUCUCGAGCGUAUGCUGCACGAUGACACCACUGCUGGACAGACUUUUGAGCUCUACGGCCCUAAGAACUACUCGACUGCUGAGAUUGCCGAGCUUGUUGACCGCGAAAUUGUCAAGCACCGCCGUCACAUCAACGUUCCCAAGGUUGCGUUGAAGCCCUUGGCCUACUAUCUCAACAAGUUCCUCUGGUGGGACAUCAUGUCCGCGGAUGAGGUCGAGCGUGAAUUCAUCGACCAGGAGAUCGACCGUAGCGCCAAGACCUUCAAGGACCUUGGAAUUGAGCCGACUGACCUGAGCACCCUCACCUUCCACUACCUGAAAGGAUACCGUAGCGCCUCCUACUACGACCUCCCUCCUGCCACGGAGCGUGAGCAGCGGGAGGAAAAGAAGUACUUGCACGUUCUCGACGACCAGUAGUUGUCUGUGUUUUUUUAAAUGUGUACAUAAGUUUACUAGACCCAAUCAAUUUCCUUGCGUUGUCAUUCGUACAGCAUCUGGUGAAAUGACGUAGUCAUAGCUUGAAGAGCCGAGGUGGAGCCAGGCCAAUGCCAGCAAGAGCAAUGAUCGCUAUUCUACUAUCUGCCAAAUCUGCGAUAACAAUCAACGGCAUUGGUUAUAUUGGGCCAAAAGUAUUCGAUAUAUAGAGGUUCAUUCCGUAC